AUGCAGCACGGUGGAGUUUUUGUACGCGCGAUCAUGCCGGCUUCUUAUCGAGAAGCCCGAAUACUGGUCCACAGGGCAUUGAGGACUAGGCCGGAGUCUUCGACCGCCGCCUACAGAUAUGAUACAGCGGAGCUGAGAGAACGGAGACUUUUGAGUGGUGUGAGAUGGAAUGGCUGGUGGAGGCUUGAGAAGGCGGACGACAAGGCCUUGGCAUGGGACCCUGGCGAGUAUACCGAGGCGUUUCGCCAAUGGUUAGUUGCAGAGCAAUAUAUGAGGCAAAAGAAUCUCACUAGGAAUGAUCACCAACAAUAG
Molecule: messenger RNA, 312 nt
Organism: Penicillium chermesinum
Lineage: Eukaryota; Fungi; Ascomycota; Eurotiomycetes; Eurotiales; Aspergillaceae
Exons: 3
Coding region: 1-312 (103 amino acids)
Source: RefSeq, a predicted model, not a curated record